Messenger RNA from Phragmites australis (common reed), 2217 nucleotides. RefSeq names its product probable inorganic phosphate transporter 1-10. Lineage: Eukaryota; Viridiplantae; Streptophyta; Magnoliopsida; Poales; Poaceae. Gene Ontology annotation, cellular component: membrane. The coding region runs from base 378 to 2078 and encodes 566 amino acids. The record is from RefSeq and is a predicted model, not a curated record. The transcript is spliced from 2 exons. Gene Ontology annotation, biological process: transmembrane transport. Gene Ontology annotation, molecular function: transmembrane transporter activity.
GGCACCUUUAAGAUUCCUCGGCACACGCAUAAGAAACUCCUCCCCGUACAGCGACCACAGUAUAAUCUAAGCUAUGAGGGAGAGGGAGAGGGAGAGAGCAGAGGCAUGGCAUCUUCCCUGGCAUCUGAUUGAGUUCCAUCCCCUCUGGGACAAACUUGCCGCGCGAUGUCAACGCACACGCUCGUUUUUUUUUUUAAUCCCCCCACGUAGCCAUCACCAAUACGGCCAUCGACCGCCUGCCUCGCGCCCAACAAAGCCAAGAAAAGAGCACAUCAUGGGGCCUGUGUAGCAAGCCGCUGGUCUGGUCAGUCCUCCUCUCGAUCAUCAAAGCUGCCGGCCGGCCGGGCUCGACGUACUUUUACUCUGCUGCCGCUGCGAUGCCUCCGAUUCGGGUGCUGACGGCGCUGGACCAGGCGCGGAUGCAGUACUACCACUUCAAAGCCAUCGUCAUCGCCGGCAUGGGGCUCUUCACCGACUCCUACGACCUCUUCUGCAUCUCACCCGUCAUGAAGCUCAUCGGCCGGGUAUACUACGCGCCCAGAGACCACAGCGGCGGUCCCGGGGUCACGCCGCCGGCCGUGGUGUCGGCGACCGUCGGCGUCGCGCUGCUGGGCGCCGUGGCCGGGAACCUCGUGUUCGGCACGUUGGGCGACCGCGUGGGGCGGCGGCGCGUGUACGGGGUGUGCCUGCUGCUCAUGGUGUGCAGCUCCGUGGGCAGCGGCUUCUCCGUCUGCCGCACGCGCGGGUGCGCGCUCGCCAGCCUCUGCUUCUUCCGCUUCCUCCUGGGCGUCGGCAUCGGCGGGGACUACCCGCUGUCGGCCACCAUCAUGUCUGAGUUCGCCAACAAGCGGACACGGGGCGCGUUCAUCUCCGCCGUGUUCUCCAUGCAGGGGUUCGGGAUCCUGGCGAGCUCCGGGGCCACCAUGGCCGUCGCCGCGGCCUUCGAGCGGUACACAGGCCGCCGCGAGCCGCUCGACACGCCAGAGUCUGCUGACCUCGCCUGGCGGAUCAUACUCAUGAUCGGCGCCGUCCCCGCCGCGAUCACCUUCUACUGGAGGAUGGCCAUGCCCGAGACGGCCAGGUUUACGGCGCUGGUCGAGCACGACGUGGUGAAGGCGACCAACGACAUCGGCCGCGUCCUCACCGACCUCGACCUGGUCGCCAUCGCCGAGGAGGAGGCGACCGCCUUGCGCCGCACAACUCCUCCGGCGCAGUUCGGGCUCACGACGUCGUCGUACAGCAUCUUCUCGCGGCGCUUCCUGCGACGGCACGGCCGGGACCUCUUCGCGUGCGCGUCGGCGUGGUUCCUGCUCGACAUCCCCUACUACAGCAGCACGCUGUUCCAGUCGCAGAUCUACCGGCCCUGGUUCCCUCCCGCGAACCGCGUGAACGCGUUCCAGGAGGCGUUCAACGUGGCCAAGUUCCAAGCCAUCAUCGCCGUGGCGUCCACCAUCCCGGGCUACUUCGCCGCCAUGCUCCUCAUCGAUCGAGUGGGGCGGCGCAGGCUGCAGAUGGCCGGGUUCCUCCUCAUGGCCGUCUUCCUCUUCGCGCUCGCCGGGCCAUACGACCGCUACUGGCGCGGCCACGCCACGGACGCCUGGUACAUCGUGCUCUACGCGCUCACCUUCUUCUCCGCAAACCUGGGGCCCAACACCACCACCUUCAUCCUGCCCGCCGAGCUCUUCCCGGCGCGGUUCCGGUCCAGUUGCCACGGGAUAUCCGGCGCGGCGGGGAAGCUCGGUGCGGUCAUCGGCGCCAUCGGGUUCCUGUGGGCAUCGCAGGAGAGGGACAAGAGCGAGGUGCAGGCCGGAUACAGGCCCGGAAUCGGCAUGAUGUACGCGCUGGUCAUUCUUGGCGGCAUAAGCCUACUCGGGCUCGCCGUCACGUAUGCGUUCACGCGGGAGACGAUGGGGCGGUCGCUGGAGGAGAACGAGAGCGAGCGGGGGCAGAGCCAAGUCGGCGACAACGACGGCGGGCUGCGCCCUCAGGAACUAACGGAGGUGCCCAAGAGCCCUGCGUCCAUGAUGAGCUCGCACGUCAGCACGUCACCUAUCCAUCCACACCGGUUCUCUGUCUGAAAAUGUGGAAAAAUACAUGAUACACAAGAUUAUACUGGUUUCGUAGUGUAUCACAGUAUCUUUUAUUUGUUUACGCGAAUGCAGAUGUACAUUUAAGUUUCAUUGGUUAAAGUUAUAAGAAAGACUUCAGUGUGCCUCA